GAAUCUUUUGCCAUACCACAUCAGUCAGACCUAUACGCCCCUCACCUCUUUGCUAUUCAUACCCUCCUGUACACAUAACCUAAUUGACAGAGCCUUAAAUUUGUCAAUUGUAAAAUCUUUGGCAGUUUGACUUGGGUCUUUGUAUCUAGUGUCUGUACGCCGCACCGAGUACGACAUGGCCAUGAACAUGAGCGUGCACGAUAUCCCGGGAUCUCAAGUACAUGAAGAUGGAGGAUAUAUGAGCUACUGGGAGCUCUCCGAGCACGCUGUGAUAAUUUAUUGGCAUAUUGGACUUGCGCUUUUGGCCUGGGCUGGGGUCUUACCCGUUGCUGUAAUGCUAAGCAUUUCUCACUCACGAUUCGCACUACCUUCUCAAUUUGUGUUUCUAGCGGUAAAUGGGCUUGCCCUCUCCAUCAGUCAUCUAUACAACAAAAGAACACCAAACUUAUACGAUAAUAAUGUGCACGGCCGAAUAGGCUGGAUCAUUACAUGCACAGCGAUGAGUUGGAUUUUCAUAGCCCUCAUCCAGGCUUAUGUGGGGCGAAGCGCAGCUCCGGGUUACAAAUCGGUUCAGUCAAUGAUUACUGGAAGCUCAACCGAAUAUCAUCAAGUUGAAGACGGAGAGUCUUCGGAUGCAUUGAGAUGGUCGGAUGACCACGGCCAGAGUCCAACGCUCCUUUCACGGUCACUGGACGGCUACCCCGUCUCAUCCAGCAUGGGCUCAGUGGGUCGACACUUAUCACGGCUUGAUAUGAUGCAAACACAGGACGCCCCGCGCGGUUCUUUCGUUACCCGAUCUUUUUCCCGCUGCGUCGCAUGCUUUGCUCGGAUCUUCUCGGCAAGGUCCUUACGCCUCUUCUACGUACUUAUCGAGCGCACAGUACUGGUACAGGGCUUCGUGGCUGUUAUGUCAGGCACAAUUGUCUAUGGAGGUAUUGGUCGCGAUAUUGGAAUUUUCAAUGUGCUAGCACACUACAUCAAAGGCAGCAUCUUCUUUUUCUACGGCCUACUCACUCUUGGUCGAUGGAUGGGUGCAUUUGCUGACUAUGGAUGGGCUUGGAACGCAAAACUAAAAAAAGAGGUACACAGUUGUCAGACAAGAGCGGUUCCAAGUGCUGAGUUUACAGAGUCUUUCGUCAUGUGGCUGUAUGGUGUUACCAAUGUGUUCUUAGAGCAUCUGGCCGCUUGGGGCAAAGCAUGGACGGCACAAGAUUUAGAGCACGUCUCAAUCUCUAUUUUGUUCUUUGGAGGUGGAUUGUUAGGCAUGAUUGUGGAGUCUAACACAAUACGGGAAAUACUCAGCAACUCUGUUCUUUCUUCCCAAGCCUUACAGGACUUGAAAGGAAUAUCGGAUCAACCUCAUCAGUACGGUUUCUCUAUGAACCCGGUGCCUAGUCUUGUCAUCUUUCUUUUGGGCAAGAUGAUGAGUUCCCACCACCAAGGCUCGAUCUUGUCUACCGCAAUCCACACCCAGUGGGGAAGCAUGCUAAUAGGCUUUGCACUUGCGCGUUAUCUCACGUAUAUCAUCAUGUACAUCGUUACCCCCACCUCUUUUCUACCAUCUCGCCCGCCAACUGAGGUAAUUGCCUCUUUUUGUCUUAUUGCCGGUGGCCUUUCAUUUAUUAUCAGUAAUCGGGACACCGUUACAGCUCUAGAGUCUUACGAUCUUGAUGCUAUGUUCACCUUUACUAUAAUUACGGGUAUUACGGCUCUGAUCAUGGCCUGGACUGUGAUUACUUUCAUGAUCAAAAGCUGGGCCCUCCAGAAGGAAAGAAUCAGUCGGUACGGGGAAAGCCACGCUAGUCCAUUGGAUUAGAUAACUCCCCGGAUCCUCUCCAUAGAGCCAUGGCUGAGGUGUUCUGUAUCGCUGCAAAUAGCGAAAAAAUCAUCCUUGGGGAUCAAGCGGGUUCAUGUCCAUAGAGGGAAAUUUUAAGUCGUGCCCAGCACUAUCCGAAAGAAACUAAUUCUA
Didymella exigua CBS 183.55 is the source of this 1969-nucleotide messenger RNA. RefSeq lists its product as uncharacterized. Lineage: Eukaryota; Fungi; Ascomycota; Dothideomycetes; Pleosporales; Didymellaceae. Bases 176 to 1816 code for a protein of 546 amino acids. The record is from RefSeq and is a predicted model, not a curated record. The transcript is spliced from 4 exons.